CCAAAACAUGCAAUCAAACACAACGAUUCAAUUCUGCGGUAGCUUUAAUGUUUCGCAAAUAUUUCUCUAACCAGGUGCCGCCAUAUUGUACAGUGAAGGGAAUUAAACAAUCGUCGUAAAAUGGCCAAGGUUUCUCCUCGAAGAAAGAACGACAACUUGAACGAGUUUAAGGCGAUCAUCGCCGAGGUGGAAGCCUUGCAGAGGGAAAAUACGGAGCUACGGGCACAGCUGGAAGAAUUUACCCGCCAAGCCAAAAAGGUGAUCGAAGGGAAGGAGAAUGGGGCCGAACUCGACGGAACGUCACCCGUCAUUCUAGCCGACGAGGGCACGAAGGUGACCGACGGAGACACGAAGGUGACCGACGGGGAUACGAAGGUGACGGACGGGGACACGAAGGUGACCAACGGGGAAACGAAGGUGACCGAUGAGGACGAGAAGGUGAUCGACGCUGAAGACGAAGAAAAGCUUCAGGAGAAGGUGGAUAAGAUGACCGAAGAGAACAAACUGUUGAAGAUUUUGUUACACGAGGGGUCUAACCUGGUAACAGACUUCAGGAAACUCCUUGAGGAGAACAAACAGCUUAAGGGUAGCAUGAAAUACUAAGGAGAGUCAGACCGAUAUUACCAUGGUAACUAAUCAGACAUUAAAGUUUAUGGGUGUUAUUGAAAAUAUGAUUAUUAGAAUAUUAAGUCACACAUGAAAUAUAAAAGGACGAAUAUGUUAAAACAUUCAAGAUACUUAAAAAAAUGAAUUGUAUACAACCACUACGUCAUUCAGGACUGUAGCGUGGAGUCUUGAAUCACUUAGAGAUGAACCAUUUAUAUUUGAACAAGUAUUGAACAUUUUACCUUAUAACUUACUAGUAGCAAGGAAUGUGGAGAGGAUGGCACUCCAUGAAGCCGUCUGUUUAUUUGUUUGGGUAAUAAUAUUUACCGUGUAUCCUUUAUCAUACAUCGCAUAAGCACUUCUAUCCGCUCAUUGCAGGAUGUUAGGUUGAAUUUAUAUCCACAAAUUUAUCUCUUAGCACAACACAAUCGAAAAAGACCAGUUGUAGGACAUCAUGGCAGUCUUGCCGCAAAAUGACUGUUGUUUACAUCGCGUGGAAGCAAACUGUCGUAAAUGUCAAAUGUCAUAAAUAACGAGUGCUUGAUGGGUGAGGGUGCCUCCUUACUUGAUGUUAUCCCGGGGUGGUGUAAGGCAGUGAUUUACAGGGAACGAUGAAAGGGGUGGAGAAAAAAAUGUGCUUUCAACAACAAGCACCCCUCAUCAAUCAUGCACGCCGCCUGUCGCCCUCGGCCAAACAUUGCACCCAUGGAAUGCUGCCCUGCAGGCUGACGCUGCGCACGUAUGUUACAAUCUGGUCACAAUGUUCUGCGUUUUUUUUAACAUUCCGCUUUGUAUCCGCGCCCUAUCACCGCGUUGUGACAAGAAUUUAACCCAAUGUUUGUCAGGAGACAAAUCUUUUCUUUUAGAGGAGAGACAGAGGAAUAUGUAUCUCUCGUCCCGCCAAGGCAGUCACCCGUAUAAAGAGGCGACUGUUGUCAUCAGUCUUUUGUUCUCUGGCGCAUCUCUCAGCCCAGGUGACCGCAGCACCGGGGGCGAUGACACCUGGGGGUCACCAGGGGUCAGAGGUUGAACAAAGGCUGUAAAGCCGGUUUGGGACGUGACAGGACAGCAGAGUAGGGGACUUCUGCAGAAAAACAACGUUCGAAAGGUCACUGUGUGGGAGACAGACUGUUACUUUAAUAUUGGGUGACAUUUGAAGGUUCUGC
Branchiostoma floridae (Florida lancelet) is the source of this 1772-nucleotide messenger RNA. RefSeq lists its product as uncharacterized. The coding region runs from base 121 to 603 and encodes 160 amino acids. The transcript has a single exon. Lineage: Eukaryota; Metazoa; Chordata; Leptocardii; Amphioxiformes; Branchiostomatidae. The record is from RefSeq and is a predicted model, not a curated record.